Messenger RNA from Indicator indicator, 474 nucleotides. RefSeq names its product pleckstrin homology like domain family A member 3 (gene PHLDA3). The transcript is spliced from 2 exons. Gene Ontology annotation, cellular component: plasma membrane. Bases 1 to 474 code for a protein of 157 amino acids. Gene Ontology annotation, molecular function: phosphatidylinositol phosphate binding. Gene Ontology annotation, biological process: positive regulation of apoptotic process; intrinsic apoptotic signaling pathway in response to DNA damage by p53 class mediator; negative regulation of phosphatidylinositol 3-kinase/protein kinase B signal transduction. The record is from RefSeq and is a predicted model, not a curated record. Lineage: Eukaryota; Metazoa; Chordata; Aves; Piciformes; Indicatoridae.
AUGACCCCGGAGAAGGUGCUGAGGGAGGGGGUGCUGGAGAAGCGGAGCGGGGGUCUGCUGCAGCUCUGGAAGAAGAAGCGGUGCCUGCUGACGGAGAAGGGGCUGCAGCUCUUCGAGCCCAAGGGCUCGCGGCGCAAGGAGCUGAGCUUCGCCCGCAUGAAGGCGGUGGAGUGCGUGGAGUGGAAGGACAGACACAUCUACUUCACCGUGGUGAUGGACGACAGCCUUGAGAUCGACUUCCGCUGUGCGCAGGAGGACCCCGGCUGGAACGCCGAGAUCACCAUGGGCCUGGUGCGCUUCAAGAACCAGCAGGCCAUCCAGCUGGUGCGUGCCAGGCACAGCUGCAGAGCAGUGGUGCACCUGGAUGCAGCCCCGGUGGGACAGCCUGUGGCCAUGAAGCAUCCCAAGAGCAGGAUGAAGAUGGCCCUCGGCUCGGUGGGAGGUGGGGAGAACGGAAUCCCAGCAGGCAAGUGA